GAUGUGGAGCUGCGGAGGUGCCCGUGCUCUAUCAACUCUAAUUAGAAUUACUGAGGAUUCUUAGUACCCUUAUUCCUCGCAAACGAGAGGACUUCCCGGGGAUGCGUCUCAGGUCUUGAUUAAGGUACAAAAGCAGUCCUGGCAAGGAUAAAUAGGUCCCUCAUUUCCAUCAGGCAGGAACCACUAACUGCACCAAGACAGCCAUUUGGAACUUUGAACCCACAUAGAUGUGCUACCUCGCUACUGCGUGACUACGUCUGCUUGUGAACUGUACGUCCCAUUAUGCUGGAAGCCAACAGCGAGAUUGUGGAUAGGCUGGCCUUGAUAACAGGGGCCUCGGGAGGUAUCGGAGCAGCCUGCGCAAGAGCACUCUGGGCCGAGGGUGUGUCUCUUGCGUUGACCUACUUUCGGAAUGACGAUAGCGUCUUCAGCUUAGCCGCAGAACUGAGGGGGGUUCCGGUCAGGCGCGGCGCUAGGAUCUCGACCCACAAGGUCGACAUGCAGGACGCGGAGGCCAUCCGGAAACUCUUUCUAGAGUUUGAAGAUUUCCACGGCGAAGCGGGCCCGGACAUUCUGGUCUCCAACGCCGGCCACGGCAAGCGGAUCCCAAACAUUGCGGACAUCUCCAUUGAGGAGUUCGACUACACCCUUGGCGUCAACCUGCGCGCCUCCUUCAUCCUCAGCAAGGUGGCAAUCCCCCAUAUGGCCUCGCAGAAGUGGGGCCGCAUCAUCUAUGUCUCGUCCAUCGCGGCUCAUGGCGGGGGAAUCAACGGGUGUCAUUACGCUGCGAGCAAGGCAGGCUUGACGGGCUUGAUGAAGAACCUGGCGCUGAAGCACGCCAAGGAUGGGAUCACAGUGAACGAUGUCGCGCCGGCGAUGAUCGGGGAGACGGGCAUGAUUCCGGAUGAGAAGUUUGUAGAAGGGACGCCAGGCGACGUGAGGAACAUCCCAGUUGGGAGACUGGGCACGCCCUCUGAAGUUGCCAAUGUUGUCCUAAUGUUCUGCAAGACUGGAUACAUGACGGGGCAAAGUGUUCUCUUGAGUGGGGGUCUAAAGUAAAGCGCCGCCUAAUCUCACGGCCGGGAGAUAUAUCUCUAUCAUACUCGCGUUUGUCCUCUGUUAGUCUGAUGCAGGAAAAUACCAAAC
Messenger RNA from Phialemonium atrogriseum, 1146 nucleotides. Its product is annotated as 3-oxoacyl-reductase FabG. Gene Ontology annotation, molecular function: oxidoreductase activity, acting on the CH-OH group of donors, NAD or NADP as acceptor. Bases 283 to 1059 code for a protein of 258 amino acids. The transcript has 3 exons. The record is from RefSeq and is a predicted model, not a curated record. Lineage: Eukaryota; Fungi; Ascomycota; Sordariomycetes; Cephalothecales; Cephalothecaceae.